This is a messenger RNA of Galendromus occidentalis (western predatory mite), 904 nucleotides long. RefSeq names its product protein archease (gene Archease). The record is from RefSeq and is a predicted model, not a curated record. Gene Ontology annotation, cellular component: tRNA-splicing ligase complex. Gene Ontology annotation, biological process: tRNA splicing, via endonucleolytic cleavage and ligation. NCBI's taxonomy places the organism in Eukaryota, Metazoa, Arthropoda, Arachnida, Mesostigmata, Phytoseiidae. The transcript is spliced from 4 exons. Bases 144 to 650 code for a protein of 168 amino acids.
GACCAGCCUGAGUUUAUUACGUUCUGCGCGGCGUAAAAUCGCUUCUUCUCCAGGGCUCAAGCCACUUGGGAGUUCCCUUUUUUCUCAAGACUUCCUUUUUUCCGGUCCGGAGCAACUCGGGCACUCAAACGAGAAAAGAGGAAAUGUCUGACGGCGGAGCAGAAGGCGACGAGGAGCGUGUCUUCGUGGAACGUGAAUUGACAGCCACGGAGCUUUACAUGCCGAAAACGAAGUACGAGUACCUGGACCAUACGGCUGACGUUCAACUGCACGCGUGGGGUGAUACCCUGAAAGAGAGCUUCGAGCAGGUCGCGGUGGCCAUGUUCGGCUACAUGACUGAAAUCGACAAGGUUGAGAAAAGGGGUUACAUGGACCUAGAGGUGUCUGGCUCGGACAACUUGAAUCUUCUUUACAACUAUCUGGACGAGUUCUUGUAUUCCUUCUCUGUGGAGCCAAACUUUAUAGCCAGCAAAGUAGAAAUUCUUGAUUUCAACAAGGAGACUUUCAGCAUCAAAUGCCGCGCGUUCGGGGAAACGUUCGAUCUGGCGAAGCAUCCGCAAGGGACAGAAGUCAAGGCUAUAACUUACUCGAACAUGCAGGUUUGGGACGAUCCGGACCACCACGAAGUGUAUGUCAUAAUCGACAUCUAGCCUUAGAACCAUGUGCUCGAUGUUGGAAACGAUGCCCGAUCAUCGUGUAUCGUUGGCUGUUUCUUUAUCUCAUGAUCGAACCGCGGGAAAAAACAUUGAUUCCCCGUUGGGUUACAUGGUGGCGCAAGACGUCGUGCUGUCGGUCGACAAGACGAUGUUUCUGGUCAAGUCGGUCUCCGAGCGACUAUAAUCCCGGAAUGGAGAGGCUCCUAGCAGCUAAAAGGGAGCAUAUGAAGGAUGAUGGAACUGUUACU